GAUCCGCCCCGCGGGGCAUAGAGGGAGCAGGGGCGUCCCCUGGCCUCCAUGGAGCCGGGCUGGGUCCAGGGUUCUCCGCAAAUGCUGUAGCCACCUGGGGGGAGCUCAGCGCCUGGCAGAGGGGCCGAGACCCUGUCCGAGCCCUCCGUCCACCUGCGCGAGACCCCCGGUUCUGCGUUUCCCGUGAGACAGCGACGCAGUCCGGGGACAGGCGAUGGCGCAGAUCAGCUUGUCCAAACUGGCCGACCUCUCCAUUGGGACCCCGGAAACCGGACACGUCAAUUUUACCGCCCUUCACACCUUGCUCCACGCCAUCAUCAAGCACCUCAACCUCCAGGACCUGCAAACGGAGAUGCGGGAGGAGCCCGCGCCUCCGCCGGACAAGGGCCAACCGCGCCAGGCAGCGCCGCUCUACGCCGACCUGGAGAAGAAAGUGGCUGGGGUAGAGGCUCAGGUGCAAGACGUGGUGGGCCAGCUUCAGGGGCUGGAGAAGCAGCUGUCUGCCCUGGAGAAACUCCCGUCCGGGUUAGACCUGCUGGAGAGGGCCAAGAGCGGCGCCCAGAACGGGUCUGCGGUGGCCGACAUGUGGCAAAUGAUGCAGAUGAGGAAGAGGAUCGAAGCGAACGAGAACGGCAUCUCCAAGUCCAUGUCUCUGUUGCAAGAUCUGCUGAACGAGGUCAAUGGUGUGAAGAUGGCUCAGGCCUACACAGACAACAAGAUCAAAAAGAUCAAGGAAAAGCUUGGCUGGCUAAAUCCCCAGGAAGUUGACAGUCAACUGCAGGUCUGCUUCAUGGAUCAGAAGAAUCUGAAUACUGAUUUGAAAAGUCUAGAGCAAAGACUGAGCCUCUAUCCAAGUCCAGAAGAACUGAGUAACCUGGUGCGAUGGGAAAUUCUGGAAGACUGCCUCGUGACAAACAAAGGCAAGACCCCACCUUCUGCAUCCCAGUCUGUGGAGACCAUCAUAGGCCAGACUUCUCUGACCAGACACCCAGGUUUAGCCACUGACACCCCUGCCAGGAAAGCCUCCGCCAUUGGGGUGGGGGCUUCAGGGAGCCAGGUGGACUCUCUCAGAACUGCAGGGGGUACUUCCAGGAUGCAGGCUGGUUCUCCUGGAACCCAAGAGAGCACCCCAUCAGUUCCGACCAGGAUGGCUGGAUCGCGGGGAAGACCUCCCUCUGUGUCGGGAGGGACCUCCGAAACUAGGGCAAGCACCCGCUCUGUGGCAGGAGGGACCACUGGGACCAGAGCAAGCACCCCCUCCAUGCCAUCAGGGAGCUCUGGGACACGAGCCAGCACCCCCUCAGCACCGCCAGGGACCCCUGACACCAGGGCAAGCACCCCCACCACAGAGAUCUCAGGGGCUCAGCCCAGGGCUUCAGAGGCCCAGGCAGGUGGUCAAGGAAUCCAGCUAGGUUCCCCUGGUGCUGGGCCCAGUUCCCCAGGGACUCAGACUGGGCCUGCUAGAGUGUCACCUGGGGUUGUGGGGACCCAGGAAGGUGCUCCUGGGAUGGAUGUUGAUGAAGUGUCUCCCAGUGCCUGGCCCAAUGCCCCAGGGACACCAAUGGGGGCUCCAGGGACUGAGGUGGGACAGCCAGGCACUUGGCUUGGCUCACCAGUCACUCCAGGGAUCCAGGCUGGGGCUGUUGCUCCGCCAGUUCAGGUGGAUGGUCAGGCAGGGACUCCCAGAGCCAGGCACUGGGCUCCAGGACUUCCAACAGGUGUGCUCGUGACUCAGAUGGCUGUUCAAGCAGGGGCUCCCAGCACACCGGGGAUCCAGGUGAUGCCUUCCAGAGUCGGGCCCAGCAUGGCAGGAACCCAGGUGACACCUCCUGAAGCCUGGGCUGGUGCACCAGGGACCCAGGUGACACCUCCUGGAACCUGGGGUGGUGCACUAGAGACCCAGGUGUCACCUCCUGAAGCUGAACCCAGUGCACCAGGGACCCAGGUGACACCUCCUGGAGCCUGGGCCGGUGGACCAGAGACCCAGGUAAUGCCUUCCGGAGCCUGGGCCAGUGCAUCAGAAACCCAAGUGACACCUCCUGAAGCUGGACCUAGUGUGCCAGGGACCCAAGUGACACCUCCUGGAGCCUGGGCAGGUGUUCCAGAGACCCACAUGACACCUCCCAGAGCCUUGACUGGUGCACCAGAGACUCAUGUGACAUCUCCUGGAGCCUGGCCCAGUGCUUCAGGGACCCCAGUGGACAUGCCUGUGCCUCAGACAGCUGCCCCAGCAGGACCUCCAGGAGACUGGACUGGUGCUCCUUCAACUCCAUUGGCCAUCCCAGGAUCCCAGGCUGGGCCUCCUGUAGCCCAGCCCAGCAUGCCAGGGCCCCAGGCAGGCUCCCUAGCAUCUCCAUUGGGCACCUCAGCAUUACAGCCUAUGGCACCUGCAGCAGCAUCCUCCUCUGCCACCCAGCUUGUAGUUCCAUCUGGGCCUUAUGUCACCCAAACCCCUUUGGCAGCAUCUCCUGAGCAGAAGGACAAGCUCGGAGCCACCGUUUCUUUCCUACGUGAGUCCUCUGCAUCUAGCAGUACUGCCAGCCGCUACAGCGAAACCAUGGAGGCCCUGCGCCAGAUGGGGCAGCUGGCCAACCUCUAUGCUGCCCUGAAGGAGCAGGUAAACCAGCUGGAAGAAACCAAAUGUACCUACUCAGACCUCAACAAGCUGAAGCAGCUCCUCUUGGAUGCAGCCCGGAAGAACGUCCCCAGCCUCCCUGCUGCUGUCCUGGACCAGCUGUCAUCCUUGAAAGACAUGGCAGAGGACAUGAGAAGCACAAAGGAGAAGAUAAUCAAUCUGCAGAAUGUCUUGGAAGGAGUGGAGGCUGCAGGAGCAGGCCAGAGCGCGGAGGAAUCCAGUCAGAUUAACCUGCAAGUAGCUAAACUCAGAUCGACGGUGAAGAACAUAGAGAAGGAGCUGCGGAAGCUGAGAGAGAAGCAGGAUCAGGGCAAAGCCAAACUGGAGCAGUCGGUGACCGACACAGCCCUCUGUCUCCAGGACCAGUUAGACAAGCUUAGGUCUGUGAUAGAGGGCAUGAUGGCCUCCUCCUCCACCUUGCUUUCCAUGAGCAUGCCCGCUGGCCCGGAGACCACCGAGCCAGCACUGCAUGCUUCAUGCCCAGCCUGCAGCAUAGAUGUCAGCGAGCAGGUUAGCCAUCUGUUCAAACGCUAUGAACAGCUCCAGGACUUAAUUAACAGCUUCAUGAAGCGGCGCACACAGGGCAAGGCAUCCAAGAGGCCGCAGCUGAAGAGCCAGGAUGAGGAGCUGCUGAAUCGAAUCCAAAGCACCAUCAUCAAUGUGCAGGAAGACUGCGAGAAGCUCAACACUAUCACAGGGAACCUCAUCGAAGAGCAUCGCCAGAAGCAGAAAGACAUUGAUGUUCUGUUCCAGUCUCUGGAGAAACUGGAAAAGGAGAAAGCAGACAAGGAGCAUCUAGAGAUGGAAAUCGAUGUGAAAGCUGACAAGAUUUCCCUGGCUAGCAAAGUCAGCCGCAGCCAGUUUGAUGCCACCCUGGAGCAGCUCAACAAAAUGAUCCAGGAUCUGCUGAAUAAGAUGACAGGGCAUGAGCAGGACUGGCACAAAGUGCUCGACAAGCUCGUGGUGGAGAUGGACUCCAAGCUGGACCGCCUGGAGUUAGACCCAUUCCGGGAGCAGCUUGAGGAGCGGUGGAAGGCCAUCCGGAAGCAGCUGAAGGAGAAGUCUCCACAGUAUGAAGCAGAUGAAGCAGCUGGGAUCAGGAAGCGCCUGCUGGCUCAUUUCCACUGCAUCUCCUGCGACAGACCCCUGGACAUGGUGGUGCCUGGCCCGACCAUCACGCGCAUCCCCUCUGUGCCAAUGCUACCGACUCACCGCUCUGUCCGGCCCUACACUGUCUACGAGCUGGAGCAAGUCAGGCAGCAGUGCCGCAGUGACAAGAUGGCAGAGAUGGAGUGUGGCUACCUGUCUGUACCUCGGCAUUGUGGCGGCAGCCACACCAUCACCUACCCCUACAGGCGUUACACACGGCUGCAGCAGAUUGCCCAUUGCAUGCCAGGGCACCCAGGGGAGACAACUAUGCUGGCAGUGAUGAAGCGUGACGAGGUAGAUAUCCUGGGCCUAGACGGACACAUCUACAAGGGGCGGAUGGAAACGAGGCUACCGUCCAUUUCAGGGAAGAAUGGUCCUUUGAAAACCAGAUCCAAGCUCUCCCAAUCCUCCUUCCAGAAGCAGUCAACAGUCAUGGAUGUGGACAGCUUCCCAGGACGCCCUCAGAGUGCCAAGCUGUCUUCCCUCAGUAACACAGCGAGGUCCCUGAAGGACAGGCCAGUGUCAUCCCAGGGUCGACUGUCCCAGACAAGCCUGAUCCAUCCACCAAGUCCAACACAACCCCAGGAGGAAAGAGAUGACUUUCCCAUGCAGGAGAAAGAGACCCUGGAGUUUCAGCUCACUGUGCCCAUGGGCCAGCAGACGGACGAGCAGGCAGCUCCGUUUCAGUGAUGGUGGUGGCAGACAAGCGGUUCUCACUGGCGGAAACCAGGCAAUAAAGUGGGAGCAGAACAGAGUGGGGGGGCUGUGUGCAUGUGUCGCUGCUGUAGGAACAGGGAGCUUUUUGUGCAGGCCCUUCCACACAGCAACACUGUUUCUGGGGGUCUGGGCAGGCCCUGGCUUGCAUGGAAACAGCCCUUCCCAGGGCCUUGCAAGGCUUUCUCCCUUGGUAGCUUUGUCCCAGGAGAUGGGGGCAAAUAUCAGCUGCCCUGGGUGAACUGGUUAGAUACCAGCAUGCGAGCCUCAGCCUCCCCUCGUAGGGAUGCCUCAGCCAAAUGAUGGCAAAGUUAGUGGCGUGACUGAACGACAGGUGCCAGAGCAAGGGCAGGGUCCUGCUACAAGGCCUGGGGUUGUUCUCAUCCUGAGUGGAACAAGAGGCUGAGUGGCACUGCCUUGGCACUGUGGACCAUUCAGGCUGGGAUAUAUGGUCUUCACUGGCUGCACCUUCGUACUAAAGAGCAGGGGAGGAUGCAGCCUGCUUUGCUUCAUCCCCCUUGGGGUAGCCCUCUGGCUGCUGGGUAAGUGUCCAGUUCUGCCACCUUGUGGAUACCCCUUGAGUACUCGCGCACAGGUGCUGACGCUUGUGGGAUCAUCUCUCUACCAGUCUGACUGAGGUUUGUGGAGCAGAAAGGCUCCAAGGGAGAGACUACUGUAUGUACUGUGCAUAAUGCUGCUGCUCUUCCAUGCAUCUUCCAUUCUCCAGCCCUUCCACAGUGUUUGAUUCUAAACAGGCCUUGUCUACAUCUCUCCCUGGCUCUAGUUGCAAUUGCUGCUAGAGCUUAUGCACAUCCACAUACUUGUGGCAGGCCCCCCUCUCAGCAG
This is a messenger RNA of Alligator sinensis (Chinese alligator), 5344 nucleotides long. It is a transcript of the gene QRICH2, whose product is annotated as glutamine rich 2. Lineage: Eukaryota; Metazoa; Chordata; Crocodylia; Alligatoridae. The transcript is spliced from 20 exons. The record is from RefSeq and is a predicted model, not a curated record. Bases 215 to 4474 code for a protein of 1419 amino acids.